Chlamydomonas reinhardtii is the source of this 6184-nucleotide messenger RNA. RefSeq lists its product as uncharacterized. The transcript has 27 exons. The coding region runs from base 247 to 5067 and encodes 1606 amino acids. The record is from RefSeq and is a predicted model, not a curated record. NCBI's taxonomy places the organism in Eukaryota, Viridiplantae, Chlorophyta, Chlorophyceae, Chlamydomonadales, Chlamydomonadaceae.
AUCUCGGUACUAGUGCAGCAGGAAGGGCAGCGAAAUAUCUGUCAGCAGCACGCGUGCGGUUGCAGGCUGCAUCACCUACGAAUGUUACUGCAACAGCUUCCGUCAGUAUCAUUGUUGCUAGCUCUGUGCGUGCUGGCAGCGUGGCAGGCUGUUGAGGUGGGUCAUCGCGGAAAGCUCGCUAUCCCUGCAAGCAUUCGCCGUGCUGACCUGAAGUGAUCGCGUUGCAUCUCUUUCAACAUAUGUUUCAUGCAGGCCGGCGACACACAAGCCACGGCAAUUCUGCGCAGCGCGCCGGUUGGGGGCCUCUUCAGCAGCGCGGACAGUCUGUGCGCGACCGACAUCGCAUCAACCUGGUUCAACACCAGUAGUGCGUGUGACGCAUUCUGGUACGGCGUACAGUGCCAAUCAACGGCCGCGGGUUUCGUGGUCGUGUCUCUGGAGCUGCCUGGGUGCUUCCCCAGCGGUGGGGCUUUCUCCACCGUCGCGCCCCCCGCAGCGCUAGCGCAGCUCACAACACUUACAAAGCUUGAUUUGAGCAACAACAAGGCAACCUUGGAUGGCACUGGACUGCCAUUAGCCUACUCGGCUCUGUCCAACCUUGUGCAGCUCAACCUGAGCUACUCCAACCUCCAGGGAGGCCCCGUUCCUUCGGCCUUCCACCCCGAGUGGAGCCAACUGACGGGUAUCCAGUCAGGCUGGAUUGACUUGUCCAGUAACAGGUACCUGGGCGGGAACGUUCCUGAUUCCUGGAGCGCGCUUGCUGGUGUUGAAAACAUCAACGUGGCGAACACAGGCGCAUGCGGCACGCCUAAUGCCGCUGUGGCGGCUGGCCUUUCACCCGCGAGUUCCCCCCUUCCAACGAGAUGCGAACGGGUUGAUUUCCGAAAGGUCCUAGAGGUGGAUUUGAAGCCGGUCCUCAACAACGCCACGAGCGCCGGCAGCAAGUGCGAUCUGAACACUGACUGGGACUCCACGCGAACAAUAGACACCUGGACAGGCGUGACCGCGGUCCCGCUCACCACGUCUGGCGUGGAUAUAUUUGAGAUCACGGCCCUCAGCAUUGCUGAUUGCUGGGCCAACAACGGCCAGCCCUUUUCUAGCGCCCUGCCGACGAACUUGACUCCUCUCUCCUCUCUCACGUCUCUCCAGUACAUUGGGAACAAGGGUGAAGGAAGCCUUGACGGCAUCCCGGCCCUAACUGCAUUAAGAUUUCUGGAUCUGCACGAUAACACGUUCAGCGGUUCCCUGCCGGCGAACAUGACCGACCUAGUUGCUCUGACUGAACUUCGACUGAACAUUAAUAGCUUCACUGGCGGGGCGCCCAGCUCGUGGAGCGCGUUCGCGAUCAUUCAGAAAAUCGACCUGUCCUCUAACCAGCUGCUGACCGGCCCGCUGCCCGCCUCCUGGUCAGCCCUCAACGACACCCUGACCUUCCUCAACGUGAGCGGCACCGCGCUGUGCGGUGACGCGCCAGGCCUCAGCAGUGUCCUGGCAACCAUUCCGCCCAACUGCCCUUCCCCACCCAGUCCACCCGCGCCGCCGCCUAGCCCACCCGGCCCUCCAAUCCCAGUACCUGUUCCAACCAACACGCCGCCACGACCACCAAGCCCGGCGCCGCCGUCGCCCGCACCACCUAGUCCGGAGCCACCAUCACCUGCUCCACCUAGUCCUGAGCCUCCAAGCCCGGAACCACCCAGCCCUGUGCCGCCCAGCCCUGUGCCGCCCAGCCCGGAGCCGCCUAGCCCUGCACCGCCCAGCCCCGAGCCGCCCAGCCCGGCGCCCCCCAGCCCUCCGUCUCCGGAGCCGCCGUCGCCUGUGCCGCCCAAUCCAGAGCCGCCCAGCCCUGCACCACCCAGCCCCGUGCCGCCAAGCCCUGCGUCCACCAGCCCUCCGUCUCCGGAGCCGCCGUCGCCUGUGCCGCCCAGCCCAGAGCCGCCUAGCCCGGGGCCCCCCAGCCCGCAGCCUCCCAGUCCUGCUCCUUUUACCCUUGCUCCACCGUCUCCAGCCCCUGUACCGGUCAAUGCUCCGUCGUCGCCCAGCCCCGCGCCGCCCAGCCCUACGCCGCCCAGCCCUACGCCGCCCAGCCCGCAGCCGCCUUCGCCGUCGCCGCCGCUUUCUCCGUCCCUGGCGCCACCUAGCCCCAUCCCGCCACCGCCCCUGCUCGUGUUGGCCCCCCCUCCGUCGCCUGCCGUCUUGGCAUUCCCUCCGCCUCCGCCUCCACCGCCCCCUCCCUCGCCGCCCGCGCCUCCGCCUCCUCCCUCGCAACCACCAUCUCCGGCGCCGCCCGUUCCCCCAUCUGCUCUGUCACCAUCUCCCCCUUCCCUGGUCCCGCCUCUGUUGCCAGCUCCCUCACCCUCUACAUCAUCUCCUCCACCCAGCCCCAACCCAGCUCCCUUGCCGCCUCUUCCUUCGCCUCCCAACCCCUUGCCGCCCGGCCCCUCGCCUCCCGAUCCGUUACCUCCCAGCCCCUUGCCGCCCUCUCCCGUCACGUCCACCCAGCGCCCGCCCAGCCCGCCCAACCCACCCAGCCCGCCCGGCAUCUUUCUCAACGGCUGGGAGAUCGUGUUCACGCCAACCUUUUGCGACGGCCAUGCGUCUGACAAGUCAUUCACCGCUCUGAGCUCGGACCUGCUCGACCAGUACGGCCGGGUCACGGCCAUCACGUACGUGUACGACAGCAAGGCUGGCGGCAUCGUGGUGGCUGUCAAACUUGUGUUUGGCACCGGACCCAGCACACACGUGGAGACCGUGGCGGGCAGCCUUUACGAUCCCGGAAGCCCCACGCUCUCGGAGACCACGGCCAGCUUGGUGUCUGCUAGCGGUUCCGCACUAGACAGCGUCUCUGUGUGCUGCAGUGACACGGGUGCGGUGGCUCAGCUCACCGCCACCUUCACGGAUGGCAGCACCUCAAGCACGGGACCGUGUCCCAGCACGGGCGGCGCCGCCGCAGCGCGUCACCGUCGCCGCACGCUUCUGCAGGGUGGUGCUGGUGGCGGCGGCAGUGCGGGCGUGCCAGGCGGCAUGGUGGUGGGCGGCCUGCGAGGCGGCGCAGGCGCAGGUUUCGGCAGUAUGGGCUUCGCGCUUGCGGUCAGGAGAGGUUUCCCGCCGCCAAUCACGUCCCCACCGCCGCCGGUCACCCCACCACCGGGCCUGCGCCUCCCUCCGCCACCGGUUCCGCCGCCGUCGCCUGCGGCACCCCCGGCGCCCAGCCGCCCCACCAUCCCUCCCCGCCCGCCCUCGCCACCGCCUCCACCGCCCUUCCCGCCCUCGCCUCCACCUCCGGACCUGGCCAUCCCCUUGCCUCCGCCCAUCCCGCCGUCUCCUCCUUCGCCCACGCGUGCAGCGGUUGCCGCCGCGUUCAUGUUCUACGUCAAAGUCGACUAUCCACAGGUUACGGCAAACGUGCCACCCACACUGCCCAACCGUGUUCCGGUGGCCACGCUGGUUCUUACCGGGCCUGCACUGCCUGUAGUGCGCAGCCCAACGGAUGAUCCAAUUGUGGCAACGUCGCGCUAUGGGCACGGUCGCAUUGCUGUGUUUGGUGGUGAGAAACUGAUCACGGGCUGCUGCAAGCCCAAGGCCAAGCCCGGACGCCCCACCUCCGACCCCGGCACGGACCAGCUCAUUGUCAACAUCGCUACGUGGGCGGCCUGGUACGGCACAAAGGUGGGCAAGGCCCUAAUUCGUGUGGCUGACAUCAAGUUCCUGCCCAUGGCCAAGUACGUGGUGGCACAGCGGCCGGACUCAUUCCAGACCGCCAAGUCUGCCAGAAUGAACUUCGUUCUGCCGCUCGCCACCUUCCUCAAGGGCGGACACCAGAAAUGCGACGUGUACGUGAUUGGGUCCUACGACGCGCGUUACCUGCAGACCAAGGUGUCAGGCUUCCUCCGUGAUUUCGUGUUCAAGGGCAAGGGCAUCAUCGUGGUUGGUCCCGAUGUCAUGCCCACCAUCUUCUACCUGGGAACCGGCACCGCCAGCCGCCGUCGCAGCCUCUUUGAGAGUCUUGAGUUGCCGCUGGGGCGCGAGGCGGCGUCUGGAAGCCAGCUUUGGAAUGCCGAAGACGAGCCGCUGGUCCAGGAGGAGGGCAGCGGGAUGGAUGCGAGGGUCGUGGUGAACAGCGGCGGUCGCACGCUGCUGCAGGCCACCGCCGCUGGGGCGGCCAGCGCCGCGGCUGCCCGCAUUGGCGCGCCCCAGUUUAACUCGAGCCUCAUCCCUGUCAACCUGGUUUCAGGUCCCAUGGGCCUUCUUAUCACCGGGUACGUGUCCGACCCCGGCGGCAACCUGACUGUGACCAGCCCCAGCGAGCUGCAGAACGCCGAGCUGGCGGCCAGCCAGUAUGUGGAGUACCUGCAGGGCCAGAUCCGCCUGUCAGUUCCUGACCUGAAGAUCGUGCUAAACACAAUCACACGCGCCCGUGCCAGUGUGCCCCGUUCCGGCGCCGCUAGCUCGCCCCGCUUCUGGGACCUUGUGGACGCAAGCGACAAGCUCGCAACUUCAGCACCCGCGCUGCCUCCUCUGUUCGAUGACCCGCCGCCGCCGCCCGUCUUCCGUGCGCCGCCGCCACCUAAGCCGCCGCUGCCUCCCUCGCCUGCCUUCCUGCCGCCUCUUACGUCCUACGUGGGUUGCUUUUUCGAUAAUGCUCAGGCCCGCGCUCUGGCCAUACAGCUGCUUGUGGGCCAGCCUACCAGUGUGACGCGCUGCCUGGAUGCCGUUCCGCCUGAGGCCCUGACCAACCGCACCGCCGCCAUCACGUUCCUGGCCAUGCAGCGCACCGCCUGCUUUGGCGCGUCCCAGCUUUCAGCUGCCUUCGUGGCGGCGCAGCUACCCGACGGCACAUGUUCGCAGCCCUGCCCUCUGGUGGCGCAGCAGUUCUGUGGCGGCUCCGCCAGUGGCACCCGCGUCGCCGUGAGCGUCUAUCGCAUCUUGUCACCGGCACCACCAGCCGGCCGGCCUCCUCGGCCGUCUCCACCGCUGCCCUCUCCGGCACCUGCUAACCGACCUCAACCGCUUGCCGCGGCGCCGGCUGCGAAGCCGGGUACGGCUCCCCCUCCCGCGGCGCGGGGAUGAAUGGAGUUGUUAAUGCACUUAUGAGAUUCUACAACGUCGCAGGAGUUUGUUCGCUUUACUACUGCAUGUUGCAGGUGUGCUGUGAGAUAUUGAUUGUCUGGGCGUGGCGUGUAAUUGGAUGGGAGCAAUUGCCAGUGAAUCGGCGGUAUGGGAUCGCUUGGAAGUGUCAUCAAGAGUGUCAUGAAAUGUCGGGCACCAUUGUUUUGCGUCGUGUUACCGACGGCACGUCGGUGGCUGGGUCGGGAUUGGGAUGACGACUACGUGUGUCUAAGUGUGUCUCUUUUCGUCCGCCGCUUCAUGCGGCGUUCUCCCGAUGCGCCGAGGAUUGCACUUGAUCGCGCGUCUGUUGUCGGUACAGACGUGGUUUAAUGCUCGAUCGCGCAACCUACCCAUGCCCCAUUAGGGCUUACAGUAUGCUAGUACUUUCUCGCUUGUCGUAAAUCGGCACGCGGCAUUGCUUGGUAACUAGGGGGCAGGCAGUAAAGCAUGUUCCGGAUACUAGGCGCGCGGUAUGUGACAGUGUGAGCGAGUGUUGUGUGUUAGCAGCAACCGAAGAAUCAUGGCGUGCUUUUCCAUGCGCGCGUGUGUGCGAACACAAAGCUUAGCACAGUCGACCCGCUGCUGCCUGUUGCAGCAUGGGGGCGUUCGUUUAGAAACACACCGAUAUGUGGGUGUAUGCCACGCACGUGCUGCAAGCUGCAGUUCAAGUACUUUCGAAGCGCUUUUAUUACCUGAGCGACAUGUGUGCGCGAGAGCACCCGGUGCUUGGAGGUGUUGUUUUGCUUGUUGGCGGCUAGGAUGAACGACGUCCACCCUCGUCCACUGUCCGGAUCAGAGCCGGCGUGACAAAGCUCAGGGGAACACAAUGGGGUGAUAUGAAGCUGCAGUUGAGUUAAGCUGCCCUUGAGUUUCAGUCGUAUGGACACCGGUAUGCGGACUUUCAAGAUGUUAGAUGGUUAGCAGUGUGCGUGGCGGUCGGAAUGCCUAAUACGCUGGCGGCGGGCGCGUGGAUGCGAUGGGACAGGGUAAGGGGCAGGUUGGCGUAGUCCCGAAUUGUGCAGCGCAGGGAGUGGUGCAGCGUAUUCCCAGACCCCACCAUUCAACAACCAAGUUUUGA